Messenger RNA from Sorghum bicolor (sorghum), 3435 nucleotides. RefSeq lists its product as uncharacterized. The coding region runs from base 375 to 2441 and encodes 688 amino acids. The record is from RefSeq and is a predicted model, not a curated record. NCBI's taxonomy places the organism in Eukaryota, Viridiplantae, Streptophyta, Magnoliopsida, Poales, Poaceae. The transcript has 3 exons.
CGCACGGGCAACACGGCCACGCCAGCACCGCCCGAGUCACCAUCCCGGCGCCGCACGCGCAGCAUUAACCCUGCCGGGCUGCGGCACUCGCACUGCACCGUGCGCCGCCCAACCGCACCGUGUCACUCCGCACUAGUGAAGUGGAGCCGCUGAGGGCGGCUGGCUGGGGCCUCGCAGCUCCGCGUGACACUCUAUUAUUUUGCGUUGCGUCCAUCGGCCGCGGCACGGCAAGGCGGCGCGGCCAGCGGGAUACAGAUCCUUCUCUCCGCCUCUCGCUUCCAACGCUCGCGACCGGCUCCGUUCCCGGCGGCCGAAGCGAGGCGCGAACCCCCUUUCUGUUCCGUGGCUCCCGAGAGAGCUCCUACGGACGGGCGAUGCGGGCGGAUCGCGCGAUGGGUGACGGGGGCGGCAGCAACCAGCACAACCAGCGGAUCGACCUGGGCGCGCCGCUCCGUUCGGCGCGCCUGGCCGACGCGCCGACGCCGCCGCAGUACAAGGCCGGCCUCGACUCCGGGCCGCUGCGGCACCCGGGCGCCGUGCCCUUCGCGUGGGAGCAGCGCCCGGGCCAGCCCAAGAGCGUCCGCACUCGCCGCGCGGCGCCGCCGACGCCCCCGCGGGAGACUUCCUCCUGGACGACGCGCCCCGGCGAGGAGAUUGGCGGCAGCAGCCCCUACCACGACGCGCUCGGGGAGCUCGAUCUCCAGGCGCUUCGUGGCGGCGCCGACCGAGGCUCCCGGACUGUCGUCGCCGCAUCGCGCAAGGUGGUGGUGGUGGUGGUGGAGGACGAGGCUGCGGUGGCGGCGGAACCGACCAAGGAGGUAGUGAAGAAGGACGAGGCGCUCCAGGUGGCUGCGGUGCUACGGAAGCAGCACGGCGAAGUGGAAGAUGAAGAGGACGAGGAGAGGUUCUCCGACGCGCUCGACACGCUCUCCCGCACCGAGUCCUUUGCCAUGAACUGCAGCGUCAGCGGCCUCAGCGGGGUUCCGGACCCCGGACAGGGCGCCGAGCCAGGCUCGCGGGGCUUCAUGAUGGACCGCUUCCUGCCGGCCGCGCAGGCUGUCGCCGUGGGCUCCCCGCAGUACACCUUUCGGAAGGCCGGCGCCGCUGUUGGCACCGGCAACGAUGGCCGCGAGCAUGCGCGUGCGGCUGCGGUGAAGGCAGGCGCGGGCAAUGGCGAGGAUCGGAUGAGGAGAGCGCCUGUCCAGCUCCCUUACCAGCACCUGCCGCCCAAUUACUUGUCCUGCGCCUAUCCAAGACACGAACAGCAUGAAGAGGAGGAUGAAGAGGACGACGAUGGCUAUGAUGUGCAUAGUACCCGGGGGUUUUCAGCCAAGGGUUGUGGUUUGCUCCCUAGCCUAUGUGUGAAAACUUCCUUGUUGCUCUUGAAUCCAAUGCCUGCAAUGAAGCGCGGCAAGAAAGUUAGAGGCUGGCAGUUACCAUGCAAAGGCAGGGGGCAAAUGGCGCAGAGUCCGCUUGCCCGGAGCUCGCAGAACAAGCACCUGGGAUGUGAUUCCAACGGGCAAUCCUGGGAGGGCGUGUAUAAGCAUAAGUUGGAGCAGAAGUAUCUUGGUCAAGGAGAGGAUGGUAGGAGCAAGCUGACAAGUGAGUCGAAUCAGCUUACUUUCUGGAGUGAUUCGCCGACUGGGGAUGGAUCUUCACCAUAUUAUCAUUCCAUAGCUGGUGGCAUGUCUCCUUAUCGCAGCUAUCCUGUUAUGUCACCAUCAAGUAAACCAAAUAGGUCGUCUGGAACAGGAGAUAUGGAUGAUAAGGCAAGUAGGAGCAAUGGUUCUGGUUCAUUCGGUAAAGACCAUGAUCGAACCUCAUUGGUUGGAUCAGAUCAUAGUAGCUUUAAGGGAUCAAGUUCCAUGAGCUCAGGACCAGAUGGAGUAGUGCAUGAAGAUUCAAUGGAUCACCAUGGAGAUACUGAUUCUGACACAUGCCACUUAGGUGUGCUGGUGGAUACAAAGGCAGCUUUGAAUGCAAAUAUAUAUGACUCUCAGCCUGGAAGGCAAAAGAUAGUUGGAAGGAACUCAAUUGUGAAAGAUCAAGUCAAUGAUCCACUGACUGAAAAGAUCUCUGAACGUAGCGAACCCACAUUUACAUUGGAUGGUGGAAGAGAUUUGCAGGAUGAUGCUAGUCAUGAGUUACCACAACAAUUGGAAGACAAUAAUGUUGCCAAAAAGGAAACCAUACCAUUGCAAUCUCUGCUCCCUUUACCUGUCCCAAAAUCACCUUCAGAGUCAUGGCUUUCUCGCACUUUGCCAUCUGUGACGAAUAAGCCACCUCUGCCAUCUUUUCUUGGAAUUCAAGUACAAUCAAAGAAACAAGCUCCCUGGGUGACAAUGCAACCAAAGGAGAAUGAUCAUAAACCUCCCAGGCCACGACAAAUAAGAUUCGCAGAUGUGGUAGAAAAACCAACUUCAUUGGAUUCGGAGAUAUGAACUCUUCUUGUAAACCAGUAUUUAUCCAUUCACGGUGUUGAUGCCUUGAAGGCUAUCAGGGUCAUCAUAUACUUCACCGGCAUUCAACAAGCUCCCCAGAUGUGCCUCCUCUUUUUACUGCUGUGGUCACUUUGAUGCAGCAGCUGGUUACCACUUACCAUGUUGCUGGACUAUGGUCAGUAUGUGUCUGGUAGGUGGUGGUUUAGGUUUGGUGUAAAUCUUAUAUUCAUACAGGAUGACUUCAGCUUUCUUCCUUACUGUCCAUAGUGAAAUCAUGUAAUAGUACUUCAUACCAAAUAAAGCUUUAGGUAUUGCAAUAUGUAAUGCAUCCCAAAGAAUAAAAUACCAAAACAGAUUAGGCUUCCAUUCCUGAUACAUUUUCUAUUCAUAACUGUACCACCUGGAUAUGUCAGUACUUGUGCUUGAUAGAAUCAUAGAACUGUAUCUAGUGCCAUAUUUUGUGUGUAAUCAGUUGUGUCUGACAGUAAGUUCAUUCAGCAUAUUGCAUAUCUAGUAAUUUUAUUUGCUACAUUGUUGUCGUUGGUUGACAUCGAGAUAGAAGAUUAUAUAGCAGCAGCAGCAGCAACGUUCCAACUGUAAAGGUUCUCCAGAAAGUGUUGCCGUGUGAUGAGCAGAAGAAUCUUAAGAAUUGACGCAUGACACAUGACCUCAACACUUGAUUAUCGGAUGAGGGUCAACUGCCGAAUGGAUUGUACUGCUGUUCAACUAGAACACUCCAACCUCACACAGAUAUUUUUCUUGUGCUCUGUAAACAUCAUAUCAGUUCUGUGGACAACUUAUCAAAAAAAGAAAAAAAGGUAAAGUGUAGACAUAAGACAUGUGCUAUACUGCUGGAGUUGGCAGCUUGAGUGGUUCUGGAGCUGGAGGUGGUCUUUGCUUUAGGUCUUUUGUGUCGUGUAGAAGUUCCUGGUUGGUUGUUUUUCAGCUGUCCGCUGUUAAGGUGUGUAGUUGAGUUAAUUGAUGGAUGUUUUCA